Messenger RNA from Musa acuminata subsp. malaccensis (wild Malaysian banana), 2071 nucleotides. Its product is annotated as hsp70-Hsp90 organizing protein. Gene Ontology annotation, molecular function: Hsp90 protein binding. NCBI's taxonomy places the organism in Eukaryota, Viridiplantae, Streptophyta, Magnoliopsida, Zingiberales, Musaceae. The record is from RefSeq and is a predicted model, not a curated record.
CAUGCGCUCGCCCUAUGGCCUGCGUUUCUGGAACAUUCCUGAAGCAUGGAGAUCGCUCUUCCAGGGACUAUAAACAUUUCUUCCUUCCGGGAGGCCGAGCGAUCCGAUACGUACAUCAGAAAACGAUUCCCUCUUUGCCCCACCCGCCUUCAUGUCAGAGGACGCGAAAGCGAAAGGCAACGCAGCCUUCGCUGCUGGCCGCUUCGAAGACGCCAUCCGCCACUUCUCCGAGGCCAUCGACCUCGCCCCCGCUAACCACGUCCUCUACUCCAACCGCUCCGCCGCCUACGCCUCCCUCCAGCGCUACGACGUGGCCCUCGCAGAUGCCCGCAAGACCGUGGAACUUAAUCCCGGGUGGGCCAAGGGCUACAGCCGCCUCGGCGCUGCCCACCUCGGCCGCGGCGACGCCGACCAGGCCGUCGCCGCCUACGAGAAGGGCCUCGAGAUCGACCCGGCGAACGAAGCGCUCGAGGCCGGCCUCGCCGACGCUCGCGCUGCCGCCGCGCGGUCCCGGGGCCCGAUCCCGCCGCAGGAGGCCUCCCCAUUUGGGAAGAUCUUCCAGGGGCCGGAGCUCUGGGCGAAGCUGACGGCUGAUACUACCACCAGGGGCUACCUCCAGCAGCCGGAUUUCAUAAAAAUGAUCCAGGACAUCCAGAAGAACCCUAACAAUAUCAAUAUGUACCUCUCGGAUCCGAGGAUGAUGCAGGUGAUCGGGGUUCUUCUCAAUGUGAAGAUGAGGGCGCCCACGGAUGAGAUGGAGAGGGAUUUUAUGGAGCCAGAGCAAGUGAAGCCUCAGCCCGAGCCAGUAAAGAAGGCAUCGGAACCGGAGCCAGUGCCAGAGCCCAUGGAGGUGCCGGAAGAACAAAAGGAGUCUAAGGAAAAGAAAGCAGAGGCACAAAAGAAGAAGGAAGCAGGGAAUGCUGCUUACAAGAAAAAGGAUUUUGAGACAGCGAUUCAGCAUUACACACGUGCAAUGGAACUUGACGAUCAGGACAUUUCCUACAUAACCAACCGAGCUGCUGUUUUCUUGGAGAUGGGAAAGUUUGAAGAAUGCAUAAAGGAUUGUGAUAAAGCUGUUGAACGUGGCAGAGAGCUUCAUUCUGACUUUAAAAUGAUUGCAAAGGCAUUGACUAGGAAAGGGACCGCUCUUGUGAAGCUUUCCAAGUGCUCCAAGGACUAUGAUAUUGCUAUUGAGACUUUCCAGAAAGCGCUAACUGAGCACCGAAACCCUGACACUUUGAAAAAGCUCAAUGAUGCUGAGAGGGCAAAGAAAGAAUUAGAACAACAAGAAUACUUUGAUCCAAAAAUAGCUGAUGAGGAACGUGAGAAAGGUAAUGAGCUUUUCAAGCAGCAAAAGUAUCCGGAGGCAGUUAAACACUAUACCGAAGCUCUAAGGAGGAACCCAAAGGAUCCAAAGGUUUACAGCAAUAGAGCCGCAUGCUACACGAAGCUGGGUGCUUUGCCUGAAGGUUUAAAAGAUGCAGAGAAGUGCAUUGAGUUGGAUUCAUCCUUUUCUAAAGGAUACACAAGGAAAGGUGCAAUCCAGUUCUUUAUGAAAGAGUAUGACAAAGCUUUAGAGACUUAUCAGGAGGGCUUGAAACACGAUCCAAACAAUCAGGAGUUGUUGGAUGGUGUCAGGAGGUGCGUUGAACAGAUUAAUAAGACAAACAGGGGGGAAAUUAGUCCAGAGGAAUUGAAGGAGAGACAGGCAAAGGCUAUGCACGACCCUGAAAUCCAAAAUAUCCUUACAGAUCCUGUUAUGCGACAGGUGUUGAUCGAUUUCCAAGAGAACCCUAAGGCUGCACAGGAGCACCUCAAGAACCCUCAGGUUAUGCACAAGAUACAAAAACUUGUGGGUGCAGGGAUUGUGCAGAUGAGGUAGAGGAUGGAAUCCAAGCUUGGAUUUGUUUGAUGUGCUCCUUUUUGAGGGUCUAUUUGUGUUUGGUUCCAAAUAUGAACAUGAAACCUGUACUAUGAUGAUGAUGUCCUCGGUUCAUUGUUUCAGUAUCCAUUUCUGUGGUACUUUCUUGACUCUUUUCUUUAAUCUUUUUGCGUUUGUUUGGUGAACUAA